GAACAAGUAAUUGCACUUGCAAGAUCAUACCCAGUAAUGAGUCUGCGUCAUAUUGCUCGUCGUGUCGGAAUCUCACAUAUGACAGUGCGUCGUAUAAUUCGUGAAGAAGGUCUUCGACCAUUUAGAAUUCAAAGUGUUCAAGCACUCCAAAAUAAUGACUACGAUGUUCGAAAACGUUUUUGUCAAUUGAUGCUUCGAAAGUUGCACCGAAAUCCAAAUUUCCAAAAAAAUAUUAUUUUCACGGAUGAGAGUAGUUUUUCUAACCACGGUUUACAAAACAGACAAAAUGUUAGAAUAUGGAAUUAUCGAAACCCUCAUGCCAUGAUACAACAUUUCAAUCAAGGACGCUUUUCAGUCAAUGUGUGGGCAGGAAUAUUCAUCAGAAUGGAUCGGUUCUUUGGCUGAGAAGAAGAAGUAGAAGACGAACAUUUUUCAAGAAUAGAAGGUUAGGUUUGGAUUACGAAUGGGUUCAUCUGUCUCCUUACCGUAUGCAGCUACCACGGAGGGAAAGAAAUACGAUAGGAGAUUUGGCCUAUUUCCCGAUAGAUUAUGUUAGCGUUAAAGCUGUUACGCGAGUGUACAGGCGCGGGGAGAGGAUGCCGAAGAAAGCGUGGAGUGCACUACUUUCAGCAUGUGUUGACUUCCAGAGCGAACAAGCCGUAAUGUCGAGGACAGACCCACUUGGAUUUCAGCAAGAGGUUUCGCGUUUCGUUCUCACUUAGCAAGAGUGCAAGGAGAUACUUCGACGAUGUUUUCGAACCACUUUCGUUGCACUUGCUUUAUGGACCUUUCCGCAAUAACGUUUCGUGAAAAAUAAAAACGAUCCAAUAAUUGCCAAAGCGAACAAAAAAUUAUUCUUUAUUUAUUAUUCUAUUAUCAUAAGAAUGACUUCCGCAGUGAAUCGGUUUAUAAUGAGAAAGUGGAUUAUUUACUCAUACCUAAUACAAUGAUGGAGACUUAACUCAAUAAUUAUAAAUUUUGUAAAAAUUUUUGUUUCAAAUUUUUGGAUCGAGGUGCGUGCUGCGCGACAGUGUUGAGUGGAUGAUGAUAUGUGACAAAAUAUGACGAGAUAAGACAGGGAAUGACGAUAGGUGGCGAAA
Molecule: messenger RNA, 1100 nt
Organism: Hylaeus anthracinus
Lineage: Eukaryota; Metazoa; Arthropoda; Insecta; Hymenoptera; Colletidae
Exons: 3
Coding region: 297-722 (141 amino acids)
Source: RefSeq, a predicted model, not a curated record